Molecule: messenger RNA, 4034 nt
Organism: Harpia harpyja (harpy eagle)
Lineage: Eukaryota; Metazoa; Chordata; Aves; Accipitriformes; Accipitridae
Gene: PNPLA2
Product: patatin like phospholipase domain containing 2
Exons: 9
Coding region: 230-1675 (481 amino acids)
Biological process (GO): triglyceride catabolic process; positive regulation of triglyceride catabolic process; lipid homeostasis
Cellular component (GO): lipid droplet; membrane; cytoplasm
Molecular function (GO): triacylglycerol lipase activity
Source: RefSeq, a predicted model, not a curated record
CCCUCCGCCGGCCGAGGGCAGGGCCGGGGCCGCCUCAUAUAAGCUUGGCGGCUGCCAGCAGCAACCCAGCGGCAAACCUCGCCGUGCUAGUGACUGUCUCCUUCCGCAGCAGCGACUCCCGGCUCUCUUCCUCCGUCCCGCCCGCUCCGGGGCGGUGUGAUGUGAGAGGAGCGCCGCGGCUUCCCCUCCUCCCCCCCGCAACCCCCGCUUUCAGCGGGGCGCGGAAGCCAUGUUCCCCCCGGAUUCCACCUGGAAUAUCUCCUUCGCCGGCUGCGGCUUCCUGGGUGUCUACCACGUCGGGGUAGCCAGCUGCCUGCAGGAACAUGCCCCCUUCCUCGUCGCCAACGCCAGGAAGGUCUACGGCGCCUCAGCCGGGGCGCUCACCGCCACCGCCCUCGUCAGCGGCGCCUGCCUCGGUGAGGCUGGUGCCAGCAUUAUUCGAGUGUCAAAAGAAGCCCGGAAGAGGUUCUUGGGCCCACUCCACCCAUCUUUCAACUUGGUGAAGAUCAUUCGGAUCUGCCUGUCCAAGACUGUGCCAGAGAAUGGGCAUGAGGUUGCAGCGGGACGUUUGGGUAUUUCCCUGACACGGGUCUCUGAUGGAGAAAAUGUGAUACUGUCAGACUUCAAUUCCAAGGAGGAGCUGAUCCAGGCUUGUGUCUGCAGCACCUUUAUCCCUGUCUACUGUGGGCUGAUACCUCCAACCUUGCGUGGAGUGAGAUAUGUUGACGGAGGGAUUUCUGACAACUUGCCACGAUAUGAGCUGAAAAACACAAUCACAGUCUCUCCAUUCUCAGGAGAGAGUGAUAUCUGUCCACGGGACAGUUCCACAAACAUGCAUGAGCUGAGAGUCACCAAUACAAGCAUCCAGUUCAACCUUCGCAACCUCUACCGCCUCUCAAAGGCCCUGUUUCCUCCGGAGCCGCAGGUGCUGCGGGAUAUGUGCAAGCAGGGCUAUCGGGAUGCACUACACUUCCUGAAGAAGAAUGGUCUCCUUCAUCGUCCAAGUCCUGCCCGUCCUCUCCUUGCCAUAGAAGCACCCCCAGGAGAGAAGAAAGAGGAAGAAACAGAAGAUGAGGACCAACUAGAGGACAAUACUGCCCUUGCUGUUGUUGAAGAGCACAUCUUCGAACACUUGCCUCCCAGACUGAACCAAGCUCUUCUGGAGGCUUGUGCCGAAAGAAGAAGUUUCUUGACUGGCAUCACCAACAUGCUGCCUAUACGUGUUGCCACAGCAAUGAUGGUCCCCUAUAUGCUGCCCCUGGAGUCUGCAGUUUCCUUCACUGUCAGGUUGCUGGAAUGGCUCCCAGAUAUCCCUGAGGAUAUUAGAUGGAUGAGGGAGCAGAUAACUGAAAUCUGCAACUAUCUUGUGAAGAAAGCCAAGAAGAAACUGGGCAGCCAUCUUUCAGCCAGGCUUUACUAUCACCUGGAGCUUGGAGGGCCCCAGAGCCUGCCCAUUUCUUCUACAUCGGCCUGUGGUGAAGCACUGCCUAUGUGGAUGAGAAGCAACCGUUCCCUCUCUGAUGUCAUGAUGAAGUGGGAGGAGUACCAGCGCCAGCUCAUGCUGGGCUUACUCUGCAUCAAUGUGGACAUGCAGGCCUCUCUCUUCCCUCGGGAAGGGUUUCAGAUAAAGCUUCCACCUCUAGACUGUGCGAAAGAGUGCCUGCCACUCUUCUGAGCCUGCUGCCGUGAGGGGAUAAGGGUGGGUGGGAAGGGGAGUGGAUGUAGGGUAGGACCAGUCUCAUCUCUCAGCAGCGGGCUGCCCUGUGCUCCUGAAUAUGCUGCAAAGGGGAUUUCCCUGGGAUGGAGACUGGUGGAAUUGACUGUAGCCAUUUGUUGCCUGCUGGGCCAGGCAGGGGAUCUCUGUGCUCAAAGACACACAUGGGCUGAUACCUUGCUCUAGACUUGUGUUGAGGCCUGGCCAUUGCCCAUGUCCAGGCUGAUGCUGACCCAGCUGGGCUCUCCCAAAUAAUGCACUUUGAAUUGCUGUUGGCUUUUUACCACCAAAUAAUCAGGACGUAGAUGAUGCUCUCACGUUCAUACAGCUUUUAGCUUCCUUUGUUUUUUAGAGCAUUAGUCUUGUUUUUUCUUAAAUCAUCUGAUAUCCCUUAGCUCUUUGUGCUACUGAAAGAUGAAGUAGCCUCUUGCCAAACCAGUUUUUCUCAUGGCUUCCAAAUCUCCUCUUGACUUCAUUCUUUGCUGAAGCCAUGUCCUUUCCUCUGUCCCUUAACUGCAUCCCCACUGGAAGCUGGAGCUGGCCCUGCUGCAGACUGCACUGGGACUGCAGAAAUGUAGAAAAGUUAUGUAUUUAUCCUGAUUCAUGUUGUCACGGUCUCUCCCUUUUUUAUUUUUGUCCUCAUGGCACUGCUGCAGCUUGAACUCUGAGUGUUAAGUAAGUCAUUAAGCCUAUUUAGAGAAGUAAUUUAGACAGAUUUUUUUUUUUCCAGGGAAACGUGGAAUUUGAGGCCCCAUUCCUGUCGGUGUGAAUGGAAUUAGUGUGGGGUUGCCCUGGAAAAGCUCAGCCUGACUAUCUCGGGAUCAGCUUAGCAGCUGAAGCAAUGUGAAGUGCUUGUAGGAAGGUGAGAUUGUGCAGGGCAUGUUAUUUUGAGUGGCUUGUGGUGGAGUGUCCCAGCAAGUGCUGGGGAAGUGGCUGCCUCUGACAGGGCUUGGGCUUUGUGCCUUAAGGGACUGUCCAACUGAAGGAAAUUCCAAGUGGGUGAUACAAAAGGGAUCUCCUGCCAAACUCGGGCUUGGCUCUGUCUUUUGCUCAAAGACUUUGGAUGUUGAGGCUUUGGAGUGAGAAGGAUUUAGGCUUGUAGGUAUACCAGCCUCACAGCUUGCCUGUCUCAUGUUGUGGCUCACAGGUACACCUCUGCAGCUGGCAAUAGCAGGAACAUCAGAAGUGGAAGUGAAGUUAGGAGUGGUGGUGCACAUGCAGCCCACGUGGAACUGGCUACGUUUGUCUUGUCCCUUAAAAGAUCAGAGCUAGUGGGUUUGUAGCAGGGCAGGACUGUGCCUUGUAAGGUACUGCCUUGUCAGUGGUCUGGUUGUGACUUGCUGUGCAGAGGCAUGAACUCUCUGUUCUUCACAGGGUGAGACAUGGCUUCCUGCGGGAGUUGCAUGUACUUAAGCUUAAGUCCUUGCACUAUGACAGAAAACCAGCUCCUGGUAUCUUUUUCUGCAGCGUGUCUAGCUGCAUGAGGCAUCUUCUACCUCUCCUAGUACAAACAGCAUGCAACUGGCCAAAGCAAACAUAUGCUGUCUUUGCUGGGGAGCAGGACAGCUGCUGAAGCUGAUUACAUAGCCUAUACAUGGAAUAGUGAUUUAUAAUCGACUCUUUUGCACCUUUGAUUUAGAAAGGGAAAAUAACCCCAGAAGUUCUACUAGUAGCUGGAGAAUGUAGUGAAUCUGCUUGAUUGCAUCUGCAUGAGCAGUGUAGGUGAGGUGGUGGGUGCUGCUUCCUACCAGUGCAAUUGUGCACUGGGCAUGGGUUUGAGUGUUUGUGGUGGAGACUGUGAUAAGCAUCAGGACUUUCCUGUGGUGGCUGUUGCAAGCUGGGAGGCAAUAGACUGGGCAGCUGUGGUGCUAACUGACUGUUGGGGAGACACCAGUGCAAAUACGAACUUGUGACUUAAGAGUAUCACCUAUGUAACACAAGGGCCUGCAUAGCUUAUGAAGCAGGCCUGCACUUAAUGCAGUCAGAUUUAGUCUUAAGCUUCACAUAGUUAAGACAAUUAGGGAACAGGGAAGUCACUACAGGAAGAUAAAAAAUAGGAGGAUUCUGAAACCAGAAUAGGAAUAUUGGAUUAUAAAACAAGUCAAUCCUGUGAUUGUCUAAAGCCUGCAGGAAAAGCUUACUGCUAGAUGGAUAUAACUCUAAUUGAAGUGAACCAGCAACAAGCUACUGUCAGGUAGUAGGAGCAGGAUGAAUUUAAUGAAAAUUGGAGUUGAGAAAAGGUGUUUAUUUUCAGGUUUGGUGUGGGAUUUCUUUUCUUCCACUGCUUUCGGCAACCUUCUUUGGGGCAGUGGCACGUGCA